GAUAAGUACUUGCAGGAGGGUAACGCUUUAAGUUACUGCGUGGUACUACAGCGGAGCACAGUACAGCACGGUACAGGAGUGUGUCACUGGCUAUGUGGCCUCUGCCUGUCCUCCCCCUAGCGGCGCGGCGGGGCUCGCGCCAAAGCGUCAAGGUUACCAGUCAACGCCGGCGUCUCGCGGCGCUCCGGUGCGAGGGAAGCGGCGCGCGCGCGCCGUUCACACCUGUUAACACCUGGAACAUGGAGGAGCUUGCGCGCGGGGCGGCAGACGGCGAGAGCGGCCGCGCGGACGGAGCCUCGACGGCGCCACCCGGCCGGGAGGAAGAGGUCCGAGUGGAGCUUCUCCACGUCGACGGAGAGGAGGACGACGAGGACGAGGACGAGGAGGAGGAGCAGCGGGAGCUCGGAGCCGAGAGACUCCAUCUGAAGCGGCGGGAUGCGGGAGCGGAGCGCGCGGGGGGGCCGCCCCGCAGGUGUCCGCGCGGCUCCCUCGUCGCGUGCUGGGGACGACAAAGUGAAAGUUGCGCGGCGGAAGAGAGGGGAAGGAGGAGCCCUCACGGUCACCCCAAAGCAGACACAGAGAAGAAGCAGGCUUUCAGAGGCCUCGGACUGCUCUACGCUCUACUGGCGUCCGUCGUCUUCUCCAUCGUGGCCUUUAUUGUGAAGAAGGUCGAUGGCCUUCAUGCUGUGGAAAUCAGCGCGAUCCGGUGCUUCUUCCAGAUUACCUUCACCCUACCUGCCUUGAUUUAUUACAGGACUGGCUUCACUGGACCAAGAGGGCAACGGGUCUUUCUGUUUCUGAGAGGGUUUUUGGGGUCAAACGCCAUGAUCCUCUUGUUUUACGCCGUGCAGCAGAUGCCGUUGGCUGAUGCCACGGUCAUCUUUUUCAGCAAUCCCGUGUUCACCUCUGUGCUGGCUUGGAUCUUCCUGAAGGAGAAGUGCACGCUGUGGGACUUCGCCUUCACCCUCCUCACGGUGACGGGCGUCGUCUUAAUCGCCCGACCCCCGUUCCUCUUCGGGUCGGACGCCUCCUCGAUCGAAGACUACACCGACCACAUCAAAGGCACCGUUGCGGCGUUUCUGGGCGCCAUCGCGGCCGCCUGCACUCUCGUGAUUCUCAGGAAGAUGGGCAAAAACGUUCACUACUACCUGUCGGUGUGGUACUAUGCGGUCAUCGGCUUCAUCGAGUGCAUCAUUAUCCUCUUCGUCAUUGACAAGUGGACCGUUCCAUUCUGCGGCUGGGACAGGUGGCUCCUCAUGCUGAUCGGUUUCCUGGGGAUCGUCGGACAGACGUUCCUCACCAAAGCCGUGCAGAUCGAGAAGGCGGGGCCCGUGGCCCUCAUGAGGACUUUGGACGUAGUGCUCGCCUUCUUGCUCCAGUUCUUCUUCCUGGGCCGCGUGCCGACUUGGUGGAGCCUGGGCGGGACCCUGUGUGUGAUUGGCAGCACCACGGGCAUGGCCCUGAGAAAGUGGUACCGCAGUAAGAGGAAGGGCUGAGGGGGUGGCGACCGCAGCUGCAGCACCGCUCUAAACAAGAGAUUACUGUAGUGAAACAUUUUUUCACCGCACUGAACAAGAGAUUACUGUGCUCCUUUGGUGCUGUUAAUCAGUGUAAAUACCUUUCAGGGUGGUAAUUUGCAGUUCUUUCUUUGUUCAUCUCCUACAGGUGCAGCAGUGUAAUUUCACACUCUUACAAUUCCGCAGAAGCAAUAUGUAUUUCACGAUAUUACUCCCUUUGUAGAGUUGCACGCCUUUCUGAAGAGUUUCACUGCACUGUGGGUUUAUUAUAUAUUUUAUUUAAUUUUUUUUUUUUUUUUGCACUGCGAAAUAGGGCAUUGGAGAAUCGACCGUUUAACCGAAGCUAAAACCUCGGCUCGCGGCCUGUUCUUCCAUGAUAGGGUCUGGACCGCCAUGACCCUGCACGGGAUAAUGGUUAUAAAUAAUGGACAGAUGUUUGCAUACCGAAAGCUGUUUCAAUGAGAUGAAAGGAAAUUGCUCCAUUGUCCAGGAUGAGACACGCUGACUGGCGAAAGGCGUCUCGGGAGGCUCGAUCUCAGGCUUCUGCCGUAGGCUGUCCAGGCGUCAACCUUUAUACAGCCUUUCCUAAGCAAUAACUGGAGAUGUGCAAAUGUAACAGAGAGCACACGGAAUGUAUCAGUGUGACCCUUUUAUCCCACGUGUCUUGAGGGGGUGGGGGGGGGUGCGGUGGCGCAGUGGGUUGGACCUGGUC
Molecule: messenger RNA, 2229 nt
Organism: Scleropages formosus (Asian bonytongue)
Lineage: Eukaryota; Metazoa; Chordata; Actinopteri; Osteoglossiformes; Osteoglossidae
Gene: slc35g1
Product: solute carrier family 35 member G1
Exons: 3
Coding region: 93-1496 (467 amino acids)
Biological process (GO): regulation of cytosolic calcium ion concentration; calcium ion export across plasma membrane
Cellular component (GO): endoplasmic reticulum membrane; plasma membrane
Source: RefSeq, a predicted model, not a curated record